UCCUAACUAUGACAUCUCUCAAGUUCCAGAAUUCUCGUCUCUCAUUGCUAAAGAUUCAUAUUCUCAAUCUCUACAUAAUAAUUUUGUCACUUCCUAUCAGUCCAAAUGCCUCUGCCUCCUCAUUGAAUUUCAAAUUUACCAGCUUUAGUUCAAGUGAUCCUCAAAUAUUCACAGAAGAAGAUGCGAAUGUGACCAAUGGAGAGAUUGAGCUCAUCUCAAUGCAGCUUGGCAAGGAAACAGGUGCGAAAUUUGGUCGAGCCACAUAUGCAGAACCAUUGCAUCUUUUUGACAAAGCCUCAGGAAGUCUUACCAACUUCACUACCUAUUUCUCCUUUGUCAUCGAUUCAAGAGGCUUCCCCAAAUAUGGUGAUGGGAUAACAUUUUUCCUGGCUCCGAAUGGCUCACGAAUGCCUCCUAACGUGACAGGUGGUGGCGGUAUUGGUCUGGUCAGAAGUAAUAGUCGAGCAAUAAACCCUAAAGUAAAUAAAUUCGUUGCAGUGGAGUUCGAUACCUACCAUAAUGAUUGGGAUCCGCCAUAUGAUCACAUUGGUUUCAACGUCAACUCCAUGAUAUCUAUAGUGAACAGGACUUGGCGCAGUGGAGCAACAACAGGGAGUAAAACAGUUGUUCGGAUUACAUAUGAUUCAAGCCAGAAAGUGUUAAAAGUCAAGUUCAGCUUUAUUGAUCGCGACAAUAAGACAAUUAAGAAUGGCUACAUUUCAGCUGAAAUUGAUUUGGCCGUGUAUUUGCCUGAAUGGGUGACUUUCGGCUUCUCUUCCAGCACAGGAAAUCCUGGUCAAGGAAAUAGAAUCACCUCAUGGGAGUUCAUUUCAAGUUCAAGAAUUGUUGAAAAUGGUGAUCGUUCCCCUCCUCCAUGGGCUGAUGUGGGCUUCCCGAAUGCUGAAGGUCCAUCAGAUCCUCUUGUUCAGAAACAAAGAAGAGAUAAAAUUGGACCGGUGACUGGCUUGAUUGUUGGAGCAUGUGCUUCGAUUGUACUCGUAGGUUUUAUUUCAUUUCGUUUGAAGAUAAAGAAGGGGAAGGAGAAAGUAACAGAUGAUCCUCUUAUCAAUGUGUCCUUCGGUGAUGAUUUCAGAAACGGAGCAUGGCCUAGGAACUUUUCAUAUCAGGAAUUGGCUUAUGCGACGAGUAAUUUUUCAGAGACGGUGAAGCUUGGAGAAGGAGGCUUUGGUGCUGUUUAUAAAGGUUUUCUUAAGGACCUGAACUACUUUAUAGCUGUUAAGAGGGUAUCAAAGGUGUCUCAGCAAGGUAUUAAGGAGUACGGGUCAGAAGUGAAGGUAAUUAGCCAGUUGAGACACAGAAAUUUGGUGAAGCUUGUUGGUUGGUGCCAUGAAAAAGAGCUUUUACUUGCAUAUGAGUUCAUGCCUAAUGGUAGCCUAGAAUCCCACUUGUUCAAAGGGAAAAGCUUGUUGACAUGGGAUUUGAGGUACAAAAUUGCUCAAGGGUUGGCCUCCGCGUUACUUUAUCUGCAUCAAGAAGGUGAUCAAUGUGUGCUGCAUAGAGAUAUCAAAUCAAGCAACAUCUUGUUAGAUUCUAGCUUCAAUGCUAAACUUGGGGAUUUUGGGUUAGCUAGGCUUGUCGACCAUGGAAAAGGAUCUCAAAUCACAAUUCCAGCAGGAACCGUAGGCUACAUGGCUAUGGAAUGUUUUACAUCAGGGAAGGCUAGCAAAGAAUCUGAUAUAUACAGUUUUGGUGUUGUUGCUUUGGAAAUAGCCUGUGGAAGAAGAGCUCUGGAAUCAAAACUCGAAGAAGGCCAAAUGAAAAUAGUUGAAUGGGUUUGGAAACUUUAUGGAAUGGGAAAACUACUCGAAGCAGCUGACCCAAAAUUGUGCAGAGAUUUUGAUGAACAGCAAAUGGAGCGAUUGAUGAUUAUUGGUCUCUGGUGUGCUCAUCCUGACCCUGUAUUUCGACCUUCAAUAUGGGAAGUUGCUAAUGUUCUACUUAAUUUUGAGGCUCUCCUGCCUAACCUUCCGUCAGAAAUGCCUCCGCUAGCCUAUCUUGCUUCUCCGAAACUAUCAGCCACAUUUUCUCACACUUCACCUGAUGUUUCUGCUACCGGCAAUGGACAGCAAACAACAUGAUUCAAGCUAA
Molecule: messenger RNA, 2109 nt
Organism: Hevea brasiliensis (rubber tree)
Lineage: Eukaryota; Viridiplantae; Streptophyta; Magnoliopsida; Malpighiales; Euphorbiaceae
Product: L-type lectin-domain containing receptor kinase IX.1-like
Exons: 1
Coding region: 9-2099 (696 amino acids)
Biological process (GO): protein phosphorylation
Cellular component (GO): plasma membrane
Molecular function (GO): protein kinase activity; carbohydrate binding; ATP binding
Source: RefSeq, a predicted model, not a curated record